Molecule: messenger RNA, 6040 nt
Organism: Ceratina calcarata
Lineage: Eukaryota; Metazoa; Arthropoda; Insecta; Hymenoptera; Apidae
Product: pecanex-like protein 1
Exons: 8
Coding region: 180-5294 (1704 amino acids)
Biological process (GO): endoplasmic reticulum organization
Cellular component (GO): membrane; endoplasmic reticulum
Source: RefSeq, a predicted model, not a curated record
AAAACAAUUAUUUAGUUCUGGCUCAGUUUUGCUCUUUAAUGUAUUUACAUUUACCAUUUAUUAACGAAGUGUCAGUUGACUAACAUAAAGUGGCUAACUCCCGUAAGGGAAUUGAAGACAGAAUAUCUGUAUUGAUUGCAGGACUACACAAUAAAGAAUCGGAUUGCGGUUCUUCUAGCAUGAUGCCUUUCGAUUAUACGACGUAUUCAUCGAAUAUGGAAAACGAGGUGAAAAGAAUGUUGCUCCCACAAGUAGAAACAGAUAACAAGCGACACCAAGGAGCAAUACCCAAACAAAGCCGUCCAAUGCCAGCAGAGACUAUACACGAUAGUAUUGCGACUACCGAACCAACCCGGCCGAAAAUGAAACGAACGUUGGAAUUCAACAAACUUGAGCAAACCUGUGGUUCGAACAACGAGUUAAGUACACUAAGUCUUGCAUCCUUCUUGUUAACCACGUCAUUGUCUUCGGAUCCUGGUCAAUCGGGCACAGUGUCCGCCUUAAGAUUAAGUCGCAACUCAGAGACACGAACUGCCCGUAAAAGGCGCGGUCCAUUGAAUCCAUGUUCAAUCAGGCGGCAGCGUUUUUCGCGUGAGAGAAGUCGAGAGGACAACGUUGUACCGCUUACUGCUUUAUAUGGAUUGAUAUCGAACGAUUUGGUUACCCAUCCUAAUGACACCGUCGAGGCGACGGUGCCUUACUUACGGGACGAGAAAGUGCGCUGGCUCACUUACACCAUCGACGACAAAAGAGGCGUUGCCACGGCUGCCCACGUUCCUCCCAAUAACGAGAAAUUGUUAAACACGUUACUACGUCAACAGCUUAAUCAAAAUUUACAUUACGACGCCAAUUGGGAAUUACUGGAUUCGCUGAGCAACAGUUAUAGCAGUUUAUCUUUGAAUUCUCCCGACUUGAGUGUUAUAAUAGACACGCCUCCAGUUUUGUCCAGUCCAGAGAGCAAUCAAACGAAGGCGCAGAACUCGUUAUCAUCGAAUCCAGUAGAAACUUCGGAACGCGAUCAAUUCCAUCAAAAUAAUGGGAAUUCCAUUCAAUGCGGCGUCGAGGCUAUGGAUCGAGAUCAAUUUCAUCAAGAUAUAUUGACCCGAAUUGAGUCGAUGACGGAGAGGAAUCAACGAUUACGGAACAUAUUGGGAUAUUUUAAUUUGAAUAUUUACCCGGCAGACUCGAAUCGCCGUGCAAGAUCCGCGUUAACAUUGCAAACGUGUGCGGUUGGUGAUAUAAAUACGAGUUUGUCUUGGAAUCGACUUAUCGGUAGUUUAGGCGGAUCCGAAUCCAAGCCUAAACAGUCAAGAGAAGAUAAACAAUAUUAUUACAAAUGGAAAGUUGGAAAAUUGCCGCAUGUCAAAGUGCGAUUCGAUCGUUUAUUUUUGUUGGCCUUGUUAGAUCGAAACCUGACAAUUUUUGAAACCAUCGUUUCGACGUUCUUAGCUGUGGCUGUCGCAGGAUUGGGCUUGACACUGCUCCAUCAAGGAUUCUACCGUGACAUAUUCGCGUUCAUGUUUUGCUUCGUAACCGCCGGAUGUCAAUAUUCAUUAUUAAAAUCUGUGCAGCCCGAUGCCGCCUCACCGACGCACGGGUUCAACCGUAUUAUAGUAUUUUCACGACCCGUCUAUUACAUAUUAUGCUCAGGAUUCAUAUUGAUCUUCAACGAAUCGUUAAGAAACUUUAAAGCGUCCGAGUUCCGAAUAUAUGGCUUGCGAAUUACUGAUUACGAUGUCAUAUUACAAAUUCGUAACGUUUUAUUAAUUUUCCUUUUGUGCUUCCCUAUUAUUUUCUCGUUAGGCCUGCUGCCUCAAAUCAAUACUUUUCUAAUGUAUCUCUGCGAGCAUAUAGACAUUCAUCUAUUUGGCGGGAACGCAACUACGAGUUUAGUGUCAUCGAUUUAUUGCCUUUGCCGUAGCAUCGUCACCGUUGUUAUAUUGUACGGGUUUGCUUAUGGAGCGCUUACAGAGCCUAAAUCCUCGCAGCAUAUUUUAUUUUCCAUUUUUGCCGGCUUAUUAGUCGCCAUAUCGUAUCAUUUAAGUCGUUCGUCUUCGGAUCCUACCGUGAUAUGGGAUAUAGUUAAAACAAAUUUGUGGCCGCCGGAAAUUUAUACAGAAGAGAAGGAAGCGAAAAUUAUUGAGAACACGUCGCGAAGGGAAACUGUACCUACGACGUACAAAGAAGCGAAGAUUCGAACUUGUGGGAGGAAGAAACAUGUUAAGAUCAAAGUUGGAGAACAGAUGUCGGACACGGAAUUGGUAGACCCGCUACCAGAGAAGUUGCGAGCAACGGUGAAUGCAAGAUUGAAGAACGACUUGAUAGUCUGCGCAGUGAUCGGUACUUUGUCUUUUGGAAUUCAUUGUUCGACUGUAUUCACAGCUUUGCAACCGGAACUGAAUCCGGUUUUAUGGGGUAUAGCAAGCUGCCUCGGAUUUCUGUUACAUUAUAUUGUACCGCAGCUCCGUAAACAAUUACCCUGGCUGUGCUUAUCAAGACCCGUGUUACGCAGCCACGAACACGCACAAUUCGAAGUUUGCGAGCCAGUGAAAAUUAUGUGGUUUGAGAAAGCAUACGUUUGUCUCUGUUUUGUGGAAAGGAAUGUUCUCUAUCCGGUUGUAUUCCUGGGCGCGCUCACGGAAUGCUCUUCGAAGAUCGUUUCGAAAUUCGGCGAAAGCAUAGGAGCGUUGAUCAUAGUGGUAUGCGGAUUGAAGUCACUGAGAUCUGCAUACUCCGAUCCGUCGACGCGUUACCUGGUCCUGAUCUUCGCCGUUCUGUUUUUCAAGUUGGAUGUCCGAGACCUCAGUGAAACGUUCCUGGUCGAUUACUUCGUCACUGGAAUUGCGUUCGCGAAAAUUUACGAGUUACUAUUGAAGAUUAGAUUCGUGGUCACGUAUAUCGCGCCGUGGCAGAUUACUUGGGGCAGCGCGUUCCACGCAUUUGCUCAGCCUUUCUCCGUGCCGCAUUCCGCGAUGCUGUUCUUGCAAGCAGGAAUCUCGGCGAUUUUAAGCACACCGCUGAAUCCCUUUCUAGGCAGCGCGAUAUUUAUAUCGUCAUACGUACGUCCAGUGAAGUUUUGGGAGCGAGACUAUAAGACGAGAAGAGUGGAUCACUCGAAUACGCGGAUGUCCUCGCACUUGGAUCGAAAUCUCGGAGCUGAUGAUAAUAACUUGAAUUCGAUUUUCUACGAGCAAUUGACGAGAUCGCUACAGCACAGUCUUUAUGGUGAUCUCGCGCUUGGUCGAUGGGGAAACGUGGAACAAGGCGAUUGUUUUCUGUUGGCUUCCGAUUACUUGAACUGCCUGGUACACAUCGUUCAGUUGGGAAACGGAUUAGUUACCUUUCAGCUGAGAGGUCUGGAAUUUAGAGGAACCUACUGCCAGCAACGAGAAGUAGAAGCGAUCUCCGAAGGCAUCGAAGACAAUGGUAACUGUUGCUGUUGCGAAACGGGACAUUUUUCAAACGUUUUAAGCGUAAACGCGGCUUUUAGUCAACGAUGGCUGGCUUGGGAAGUUGCGAGCGCUAAAUACGUUUUAGAGGGAUACUCGAUCUCAGAUAAUUCUGCGGUCUCUAUGCUUCAAGUAUUCGAAUUUCGUAAAGUACUUGUUACUUAUUACGUGAAGAGCAUCGUCUUUUAUGCUGUAAAGUCGCCGAAGUUGAAGUAUUGGCUAGAGAAGACCGAUAUUUUGGAUGCACUGAAAAUAACGCUUGACAAGAACUUCGUUGACCUGGAUCCCGUUUUUAAUUUGAGCAUCCACGAAGAUUACGACAUACGCGCGUGUGGUAUCACAAGAAGCAGUUUCUGUAACAUUUAUUUAGACUGGAUUCAAUAUUGCGCUACUAAGCACGAUAAGACGCUUGACAAAUCAAGAAAUUCACCAUUGGUAUCCUUAUGCCUUGCUUUAAGCCUUCUCGGAAGGCGUGUUUUGGGAGCGAUAUCUCAUAACACAAUCUCCAGUGUUGAAUUUUUUCUCUAUGGUUUACAUGCUCUCUUUAAAGGAGAUUUUCGUAUAACAUCGGUCCGAGACGAAUGGGUUUUACACGAUGUUGACUUGCUUCGAAAUGUCGUCGCGAAAGGUGUAAGAAUGGCGUUAAAAUUGCAUCAAGAUCAUUUCAUGCAUCCGGAACAAUAUAGAGAAUUAUCUGCCUUGUACGAAGCUAUAGAUAGUCAUGAUAAAAAUCUGGUGAUUAGCCACGAAGCAGAUCCGCUUUGGAGAAACGCUGUUUUAAAUGGUGCUCCCAGUCUUUUGGCCCUCAGGCAUGUCCUUGACGAUGGUAUGGAUGAAUACAAAGUGAUAAUGCUUAACAAACGGUUCUUAAGUUUCCGAGUAAUUAAGAUGAAUCGUGAAUGCGUUCGCGGUUUAUGGGCUGGCCAACAGCAGGAAUUAGUUUACUUAAGGAAUCGAAAUCCGGAGCGAGGCUCUAUACAAAAUGCCAAACAAGCUCUAAGAAAUAUAAUAAAUAGUUCUUGCGAUCAACCGAUCGGAUAUCCGAUUUACGUCUCGCCGUUGACGACUAGUUACGCGGAGACGAACGAACAGUUGUGUUCAGUCAUUGGAGGACCGUUGAGUCUGGGUGUGAUUAAAACGAACAUCUUAAAAUUGUGGCAGAGUAUUAUUUAUAGAAUCAGAAGAAGAUGUGGUCAGGGUUGUUCGUCUGGAGGGACGGGCUCUCAAGAUGAUGGUGGCUUUGGAAACGAUGGGGUGUACGCAAUGACCACGUAUAACAUUCACAUAGGAUACGGACAAUCGGGUCACAACACGUCCGGUUCUCAAUCUAUUGAUUCCGGAUGUCAAAUCGGCGGAUCAACUGGCCGCGGCUCUUUAGGAAGAGCGAAUACCGGAUCCCUGGGUGGAAAUAGAGGAUCGUUGGCUUCGGUUGGGAAGCCUACAAGUUCGACGCUCGCUAGUUUGGCUGGUCUUCUCAGUAAUAGCGAUAUUAAAACUGAAACGAAAAGUGAAACGAGUUUCACGAGUAAACUAGAAAAGGAUGAAGUUUUGCAACGAGUACGCAUCAUAGAUCCUAAUCAAGUGUAUGAUGCUAUUAACUUGGGUCGCCGAAUAGACGUAAUUUGGCCGGACGAGAGAAUGAGGCUGCAAGGUGGUAGAUCCGGAUGGCAGCAUUGGGUACCAGAAAGAGGUAUGGAAGGGUGCGUCGUUCAUUGUUGGUUCCCCAAUCACCGCGAUCCUAAUCGACGAUCUCACGUAGAUAAAGUUAUUCUGCUCGUAAAAAUCGAUGACAAAUACGUUCCAAUAGCGGAACAAGGUGUAAAAGAUUUGGGGGCAGAAGUAUGAUGAAACAUUUUUAAACUUCCUCUGAUAAAACGCAUUAAAACGAAUUUUUCGUACGAUCACUUUUCAAAUUAUCACUGUUUCGCCAAUACCGAUGUAAAUGCAUUAAUAACGAUGAAUUCAUUCCAAUACGAAACUGUCUCUGACGGGAGGAAUAUUCGAAAAAUUGUACAUAAUGAAAGUCGGUCAGUUUUAACGCUCGUUUCUUAAUUCGAAUUACAAAAUAUAUGUACAUAUAUAUUACGCGUGUAAUGUAACAUGUAUGUGUGUAUAUUUUUACAUGUAGCUAGAAAAUACUCUUCGCUAUCCGAAUUUUCUAACAUUUUCUCAUUCUCUGUUACUCGUUCAAUCAUCCGUUCCUCUAUUCUUCUUCAAUAGCAACGAUUAUUCAAUAGGUGCAGUCUUCUUUUAAAACAUAAUCGAGACACGUGAAUUUGAAAAAUUCACGCGAGAAAUAAUUAGCGUUUGAUCAGUUAAAAUUAAACGAUUAUUAGUUCUCACACCUACUGGUGAGACUAAUAACGAUCGCCAAGUUAUUCAAUGCAAAAUAAAUUGUACCAUGUUGUAUUAUACUAUGUAUCAUAUAACAGUUAGAUGAUUUACUAGCGAUGGGAAGUAGGUGUUACUUGUUGUUAAAUAGCUAAAUUGUUAUAUAAAAAGUUGCGUGAAGUCGUGAAAUAAAAUACAAUUUUAACUCACACUCAUACGUGUUUAUGUUGCUUUUUUUGUUGCUAAUCAUUUUAAUAUUA